This is a messenger RNA of Tympanuchus pallidicinctus (lesser prairie-chicken), 563 nucleotides long. RefSeq names its product mitotic-spindle organizing protein 2B-like. Lineage: Eukaryota; Metazoa; Chordata; Aves; Galliformes; Phasianidae. Bases 19 to 462 code for a protein of 147 amino acids. Gene Ontology annotation, cellular component: spindle; centrosome. The transcript is spliced from 3 exons. The record is from RefSeq and is a predicted model, not a curated record.
CGGCGGCGCGGGGCGGCCAUGUCGGGUGCGGCGCCGGGGAAGGCGGCGGUGUCGGCGGCGGUGUCGGCGUCCGCUCGGCCGCGGCGGAAGGUGCUGAGCGCGGAGGAGGCGGAGCUGUUCGAGCUGGCUCAGGCGGCGGGCAGCGGGCUGGACCCGGAGGUGUUCAAGGUGCUGCUGGACCUGCUGCGCAUGAACGUGGCGCCGCUCGCGGUCUUCCAGGUGCUGAAGUCCAUGUGCGCGGGGCAGCGGCUGCCGGCGGGCCCCGAGAGCGCCCCCCCCGCCGCGCCGCCCGCCGACAGCCGAGGGAGAAAUAAAAGCAGUUCUGCUGUCAGUGGGGCCCAGGUUCUCGUAGAAAGGAGCGGCCGGGAAGGAUCUGCACAGAGGAUGCCUCGGCAGCCAAGUGCAAGCCGGCUGCAGAAAGCAGGAGCUUCUGGAAAGAACAGUGGAGGCAACAGUAGCUAAGACCUUGGCAACGAUGAAUUUUGAUGCUUGAAGAUGUAUAUAAGCCAUGCCUGUAAAAUUGUUUAUGUUGUAUCUAUUAAACUGGCAAACAUUAUUUGUAA